AUGGCUUUACUUUCUCGUCAAUUUCUCCCCUUUUCACAGUCCUGUAGGCGCAUAUUUGGCACCGCUUUUGUACUAAAUCUUCAGCGCACAAAAAAAUCAAUAUCAUUUGAACCUGAGGAACCCACUCAGAAAGGACGCAGAAAAGAAUUGAUUGAAGCUGUACUCUAUGGAUCAAAGAAGGUUAAAGAAGAGGAGCGCCAGACUCACUCAAAGAUGUUGGCCAGAGGAAAAUAUGUUCACGAAUUACAAAAGCACAAAGUAAAGCCAGACAAGGUUGACGCCUAUAUUGAGUUGAUGACGAGUCACCUUCCUUACAUUGCAAACGAUCCGCUUAACGAUGUCCAUCUUUGUGGGAGCUGGAUGAUAGAUAUAGGAGAGCAAGACACAUUUGUACAUGUGUGGGAAUACAAGGGAUAUCCUGGUCAUCUGCAAACUAUGGAAAGACUGGCUAAAGAUCCUAAUCACAUCAGAUUCUUGAAAGAACUCGGUCCCUUGUUAAGUUCCCGAGAGAACAAUAUGAUGCUUGAGUUUUCUUUCUGGAAAACGUCUCCCCCAAAGAUCAGUAAUGGCCUAUUUGAGCUUCGGCGUUAUAGCCUAAAGCCUGGAAGUCUUUUGGAGUGGGAAAUGUAUUGGCGCAAAGGACUAGAAUGUCGACGACAAUUUUGUGAGCCUGUGGGUGCUUGGUUUACUCAACUUGGUUCGCUCAACACAGUCUAUCACAUGUGGAGUUAUCCUGAUUUACAAACACGAAAAACAAGUCGUGAAUCUGCUUGGAGUCUUGAUGAAUGGCCACAGACAGUGUAUAAUACAGUACGUUUGGUGGACAAUAUGACUUCGUAUAUCUUGAAACCUUUGCCAUUUAGCCCAUUACGAUAG
Phycomyces blakesleeanus NRRL 1555(-) is the source of this 876-nucleotide messenger RNA. RefSeq lists its product as hypothetical. Gene Ontology annotation, cellular component: mitochondrion. The record is from RefSeq and is a predicted model, not a curated record. The transcript is spliced from 9 exons. The coding region runs from base 1 to 876 and encodes 291 amino acids. Lineage: Eukaryota; Fungi; Mucoromycota; Mucoromycetes; Mucorales; Phycomycetaceae.